AUGGCAGCGACUAACGGCUCUCUGCAACAAACCCAUCAUCAACCAAACCCUGCUUUCCAAUAUCACUUCCAAGCCCUCGACCCCAUCUCCCUCAUUCUCUCCCAGAACCCACAACCAGACCAAGAGCCAGUCCCUCUGCGGCUCAUCACAGAGAGCAUCAUGGAGAGAGGACCCAGAUACAAAGCCUACGCGGAGCUCAGAGAAGCAAAGCUGCGAAGGAAGCAUCUGAGGCCGGAAGAGGCUGAAGAACCCGAAUUGAAACCGAGCCCGUUGAAGAAACAAGUCAAAUUUCAGACCAGUACGACCAAGUCGCGUAAAGGGUCCUCUGCUGUGGCUCAAUCAGUGCCUGAUUUCUCCGCUGUGUUGAGAAAAGAGAACCGCAAGCCACCAACAAGGCUUCCGUCCACGCUUGAGAUGACCCCGCCGGCGAAGUCCUGGUCGAAAGCGAAUGGGGUUUUGUCCAAUUCGAGAGGGAGUAAGUCGGCGAGCGCAGGGGAGAAGAGGUACAACAAUGGCGGAGGGUUGAUGGCAAGGAAGAGCUAUGCGAGUAUGGAGGAAUUGAAGGGUUUGUCUUCUGCUGCUGCUAAUGCUAUUAGCGGCGAAAACAGGGGAGGGAGGAAUGGGAAUGGCAGAGCAAUUCCCAAGACUGUUUUGGGGUACAGGCAGUUUUGA
Prunus armeniaca (apricot) is the source of this 672-nucleotide messenger RNA. NCBI's taxonomy places the organism in Eukaryota, Viridiplantae, Streptophyta, Magnoliopsida, Rosales, Rosaceae. The record is from the annotation of a GenBank genome assembly.